ACAACUUUAUGGUUGGGAAUGGAAGAAGAUGAGUACUUCCCUGACCAAUGGUACUGGGUUGACAAGCACCUGUCCGAGCCUGUCACAAUGGACGAAUACCCCUGGCUUGGGUACAGUUCAACUGUAGGCCAGAAUGCUGUUUUCAGCCCAAACGGUACUUUCAUCCGGGCACUUUCGACAUCCCACCAUCAACUGUUUUGUGAGAUUGACGCUUUUGAAGACAGACUUGGCCCGUUCCUCUGUAAAAGCUUCAUCGGGGGACCAGUCCCGGUGUACAGGCCCACUACGAGAAGCUGCUACUACCCCUUUGAAGGCGUGGAGACCUUCACCUCUGCCAGAUCCCGAUGUGAGACGUCAGGAACACACCUCAUGCAUGCUGACACUCAUCAGGAACUUGAACUCCUCUUCGAUAAGCUUCAAGUGGGCAACGGCAGCAGCAACUUCUGGUUGGGCUUGAAAAGAGAAGCAGACGGGUCCUGGAACUGGAUCAGUAGUAAAGCUCCCAUACCCGUGAAUUCUCCAGUAGUAACUGACUUCUGUGAAAUUACAUUGUGUCCGGAGAUGGAUUUGGCUUACGCCCUGCAGGACGGAGCAGAGUUGGUCCAGAUUGAUAGCACGCACCAGAGCCAGACAUUGUGUGAAGAGGAACUGUCUGAAGCCUUCGUUGUACAGUCUCUAUGUACCCGUCACCACGGCAUCUCGACUGCAAUCCUCGACUUUGACGGCAGACGCUGCUACUACGUCCUUAACAACCAGAUGACGUUGGAUUCCGCCACAACAGCCUGUGACGAUGAAGAGACACAUCUACCUCAUAUUGACAAUAUACUCGAGGAGCUCUGGCUGCGUGCAGAACUUCAAGCACGUUUCCUGAGCACGGAGGUGUGGCUGGGCUUGAAAAGGACGUCGACAACUGAGUGGUCAUGGUUCACUCCAUCGUGGAAUAUCCUCGCGAACACACUCGCCUUCAGCAGCCAUGACACAGAGGGACCCGGAUUUGCCACUCUUGCAGCUACCUCUGGAUGGAUGCAAACAGAUCCGGCACGAGUACAACCUGUUGUAUGCGAACAAAAGCUUGACAUCAGUGUGGUAACCGUACAAACACCCACGACAACAAUAGAUCCACUAGAAGGACCAGCUGUAUACUCUGACUUCAAGCGGUAUAGCGGCUCCGAGGCCUUUGAGUGGAUUCAAACCCGGAACGUUACAUCCAGGCUAGACUGUGCCAGGAAAUGCAACAUGCUGACCAACUGUGUUAUGUUCAAAGUAUUGGCGGAGAAUACCAGCAUGACGUGUUCGAUGAUGGCGUUGUCGUCGACGGGGUCUGUGUCAGACUGCUCUAGUCCUACUCGCUGUUACAGGAAGCACUCAAGUGAGCUGCUGUAGCUCAUCAAUAAGGAGUGUGUCGAAAUGGUCCAGACCUCUGGGCCUUCUCGUUGCUACAGGAAUCAAUGUGUCGAAAUGAUUUAC
This is a messenger RNA of Haliotis rubra (blacklip abalone), 1467 nucleotides long. RefSeq lists its product as uncharacterized. Gene Ontology annotation, biological process: biological process involved in interspecies interaction between organisms. NCBI's taxonomy places the organism in Eukaryota, Metazoa, Mollusca, Gastropoda, Lepetellida, Haliotidae. The record is from RefSeq and is a predicted model, not a curated record. The coding region runs from base 19 to 1383 and encodes 454 amino acids. The transcript has 6 exons. Gene Ontology annotation, molecular function: carbohydrate binding. Gene Ontology annotation, cellular component: external side of plasma membrane.